Molecule: messenger RNA, 963 nt
Organism: Beta vulgaris subsp. vulgaris (sugar beet)
Lineage: Eukaryota; Viridiplantae; Streptophyta; Magnoliopsida; Caryophyllales; Amaranthaceae
Product: 60S ribosomal protein L18a-like protein
Exons: 5
Coding region: 316-663 (115 amino acids)
Source: RefSeq, a predicted model, not a curated record
UGUGUACAUACAGCAAGUCGGAGUAGACUAGUAGAGAAAGCACUCGUCGACCCCGGUUGUUAAUCCGCAACUACCGUUUGCUUUGCUUAGACAGUAGACUUCUUCCUUUUCCAAAAUUUCCAACUCCCUGAAAUAAAACCUUUGUCUCACUAUUAACUCAACUUCUCUUCAUUUCUCUCUCUCUCUCUCUCCUUUUUCUCAAGAAUUAGAAGAAAUCCCAGAUACCCAAACAAGAGUUUAGCUUUUACUUCUCUUUCUAUAAAGAUAUUGGAUGUUCGUGGCUCGUUGAGAGUGUAAGAAGCUUGAGAUUGCUGGAUGCCAUUCUCAGUCAUGGACAAGAGGCAAGCAAAGGAUGUUGCAGAAUAUGGGAAGACCAAAUAUACUCUUAUUAAAGAUGUUGAAGAUCACCAACCCGGAAUAUAUGAGAAGCGUCUCCCUUGCUUUGGUUGUGGGUUAGGGUGGUUUUCUUUUCUUUUAGGUUUCCUUUUUCCUCCAAUGUGGUAUUAUGCAACAUUUCUCUAUUUUGGGAACUACUAUCGUAAAGAUCCGAGAGAACGAGCUGGUCUUGCUGCUUCUGCGAUAUUAGCUUUGGGUUGCUCUGUUGUGGCAUUAAUAGUUCUGCUCGUUCGGGUAUUCUUUUUUUCGUCAUCAACAACAAUGUAAAUACACAUCUGCCACUUGGCAACGGCCAUCAAAAAGAGGUGGUCACAGAAUAUAGAUGCAUACAUUUUGGUCCAGAUUGAUCAAAUUUUGGGAGAAAACCUCCCUUCAGAAAUGUUACAACAAAAACAAAUAAUUGCAUUAGGCCAUUGUAUAAUACUACUGUAAAGGUUAGAAAGAAAGCAAUAGAUGAGUUGUGUGGGUUUGAGAUAGUCAAUGACUUCCUUUGAUUUGUAUUUAUACACAUUUGAUGAAUAAAGUGAGAUGAUUGGAAGCGCCACCUGAGUGGUUUCUGAACUUGCA